UGUCAUCCUGCGAUGAAUUUCCAUUGGUUUACACCUUCACUGCUCAAGAAACGAAUGACUGAUUGCUGAUCUAACGCAGUGCAUAUUCAUAAUGGGGCGGCCAUAUCGUAACUGAAGUCACUGCUAAUUGUGUGUAGCAAGGUCACUAACGCACCUGGUAGUCAUUGUUUGAGCUUCAACGAACAGCCCUGCCAACUACCGGAUCAAUACUACAACUAUUCUCGGAACUUUACAACACUAUAAUAAUAUAAAUACAGUAAUAAUAUCGAGUGACCUGGCUGGCUCAGGUCUGGUGUCAGAGUUUUCAGGUCGCAACUGAACACUUAGAACACUUUUAAGGUUUUCAUUUGAUUCACCCUCGUAUAUUCUACAAUAAUAUUGCACGUCUAUUUCGUGUUUUAAACCCGAUUUCACCAUAAAUUGAACCAGCUUUGCGCAACAGUUGGUUCUAAACAAAGUUCAAAACAUUCCACUGUACUUUAUAUUAUUUUGAUAUUGUGGCUUCAUCAUGUAUCCAAUUUGGUACUGUUAUUUGUAAUGGUACUUCUAUCAAAUUUGAGUGAGAGGAAAAUAAAUAGAGUAUUCCUUUAUGUAGUAAAAGCAAUUGAAAUCCGCUUCUUGAUUUGUAGUGUUGAUACUUGAGUAGAUGAUUUCACAAGUAGGAUCUCCUGUAAUUUAAAAAUUCGACUGAGUCACUGUCGAUGUUGUAGAACCGUUCCAUAAUAAAAUAGAAACACACAUAUAUCAGUAAAAAAAAAACACAAAAACUGUAGAUUUUGACGAUAUAUGUGUGUUUUGUUUCAUCCUUUAAUUCAUAUAAAAUAUGUGUAAUAAUUAUUGUUAUUGCAUGCCCCCAAGUAGAUUAAUCACAUUUUGUUUGGCUUGAAAAAAUUGAAUUUCCACCCAAGUGUAGUGUAGUCUUAUUGUAAAUCAAGUAAUUCUUUCUGACUCAACUACCAUUGUUAUACUAAUUAAGCAUGCCUGUAAGUUCAAAGUAAUGUACCUGUCCAAAAGUACCUGUACCAAUCCAAAUUAGUAUUAUUACUAUGGUUAAAAUUUCUUAAAAGCUAAUAUGAUUUAUCCAAAUUAGUAUCUGUUCGGACGUUAUGAAUGUUCCCCUUUAUUGUCUGGCGUUGUGUGGUGGAGGGGGCAAUUAAGGGGUGAUGCGUAUAGCAUAAUCGCCCGACAACCCAAAAGUACUAGAUGUAAUUGAUACAGUCCACAAACCAGAGUGCUGUUUGAGCCAGCCUCUGUCGAAUAAACAGUAUCAUAAUGUAAUGUAAAUGAGCCUGUAAAUGUUGUAAUAUGCUUUAAAGUAUUGUUCAACUAUAAUUGUUAUAUUGCUGUGUUAUUCAAGUAUUUUUGUUAAAUUGUAAUUAUUCUAGUGAUGUCUGAAUUUGAAUUCAAUUUUCAGUUAUGCAGUAGUAUUAUAAUAUUAUUGAUUGUUCGAUAAACCACAUAUAGUGGACACAUUAAUAAGAGACAUAAAGAGUGAAAUCAUGCUCUCUCAUAAACUGACAUUUUACUUUAGUGUUUCAUUUCUAUUGGAUGUUAAUCCGAUUGUCAUCAUUCAAAUGUAUAAGUCAAAAUCCCUCUAAGAUACCUGAAAUUGAGUACAUAUCAAAUUUGAGACAUUUUAAUGCUCUAUGAGCUCAAAAUCAGUAUUAAUCAAUGAUUGAGAAUAUAUGAGGCGAAAAAGACAAGUCUGAUAAAAUCUUCACCCUUCCGUUCAUCUUCAGUAUUCUCAAGACCAUGGGCUGGUAUUAUAUCAUGUGUUGGGAUUUUACAUGUUUUUAUUGCAACUUUUACGUGUGACUCAAAUAAACAUUAUUAUUAACCUAAAAGUUUUUGGAAUUAAAAACAUUUGAAUAAGAAAAGCAAUGAAAUACAGAAAAAACUUAUUCAAUGCGAUGAUCAUGGAAGCUGACCAAUUGAUAAAGGUUAUGGAUAAUGUGAAAGUCUUGAAGAGUCUGGAACUUUGCAAACUUCCCCAAGUCUUAAAGGGCAAAAAGGUGACAAUAAUCAGUGAGAAUGAUGCUAAAAACUGUGUGCCCCAAGUUGCUCUGUGGUCCGUGACACAGAGUUUGGGUGGAGAAAUAAUGCCUAUCACGUUUGACUGGCAUAACUUGACGUCUAAAAAGGACUUUGGCAAAAUGAUAUCUCGUUGCUACGACCUUGUGCUCGUGGAAACAAAGCAUUGCAGAGACAUAAUAACGUUCAGUGAAGGCUGUGAGAUCCCAGUGGUGUACUGCGGUUGCGGGAUGUACCAACCGCUAGAGGGACUCGCGAACAUUCUCACCAUUGGCGAGCAUUUUGGCAGACUGAGCCACUUGAAGUUCGGAUGGGUGGGGCCUGGCUGCUCGGCCCUCAACACUUACAUGAUGAUGCUACCCAGAUUCGGCAUUCCCAUCAGUUACAACUGUACCUCGAAUCCGAAUUUCCCUGUCCAACCGAUUUGCUAUGAUAAAAGCUACACUCUAUCCAGGAUGCAUUCUACCAACUUGAAUAACUGUAAAACUGCCAAAGAAGCCAUAAAAAAUUCCGAUAUAAUCGCUACUACUGUUCACAAUAUUCAAUGUCAACAAAUUACUACAGAGAUGCUGGAAGAAGCCAAUGAUAACUGGAUAUUUCUGCACCGUCUACCUAGAGGAAAUCAGGAGGCGACUCCAGCCGUUUUCGCUCAUGAGAGGAAUUUGGUGUGGCAGAGUUUCGACAACUUGAUCUACGUUUGUGUU
Nilaparvata lugens (brown planthopper) is the source of this 2735-nucleotide messenger RNA. RefSeq names its product ornithine carbamoyltransferase, mitochondrial. Gene Ontology annotation, biological process: L-citrulline biosynthetic process. Gene Ontology annotation, cellular component: mitochondrion. Gene Ontology annotation, molecular function: amino acid binding; ornithine carbamoyltransferase activity. The record is from RefSeq and is a predicted model, not a curated record. Lineage: Eukaryota; Metazoa; Arthropoda; Insecta; Hemiptera; Delphacidae.